Messenger RNA from Heterostelium album PN500, 2793 nucleotides. RefSeq names its product calcium-binding EGF-like domain-containing protein. The record is from RefSeq and is a predicted model, not a curated record. Lineage: Eukaryota; Evosea; Eumycetozoa; Acytosteliales; Acytosteliaceae. The coding region runs from base 1 to 2793 and encodes 930 amino acids. The transcript is spliced from 16 exons.
AUGAAAAAGUUAUAUUUAUUAUUUUUUAUUUCUUUUUUGGGAAUAUCAGGUGCUUAUGAUUUGAAUGCUCAAGAACUGAGUUCUUUAAGAUGGUUAAUUACGCAGUAUCAAAUUAAUUCGAAUUGGAACUUGACUGCAACUGAUUGCGCUGAUAUCAAUAAAGGUGCUGGAGGAUCGAUGACUUGUAGAAUUGAUCAAAGUGGAUUUCAAACAAUUACUACAUUAUUAAUGGUAACUUCUACUUGGGUCGAUCAUGGAGAACCACCAGUAAUUGACAAGUUGAUAUUCCCCAAUUUGCAAACGUUCUUGUUAAGUGGCGCUCAACAUAAAAAUGCAAGCUAUUCAUUAUUGGGUUUGCUUGAUAACACUGAAAAUGUCAAUUUAAAUACAAUAUCUGUUCAAUUUUUAAGUUUGGCAUCCGUUCCAACUUUCCCAUCAAAACUCAAAUUAACAACAUUAGUUUUGACGGAUGUUACUAUGAUAUCUGAUUUAAAUUUGAACUUAAUAUUUAAAGGUGUAAAGUCGAGUUUAAAUUUACAAAGAAUAUCAUUCACUUCCACUUUUAAAAUGUUUUUAGAUACAUCAACUAUGACAAAAAGUACAUUAUCUACUAUAACUAUAAAUGAUAUUUCAAAUACACACCCAAUUGUAUUUGGUUCUUCAACUUUAAAUAAUAUAGAUAUUGAUAAUGCAAUGAUUGUUCUUGGUGACCUACCGGAAGUUAGAAAAAUUAAAGCAAAAAAUUGUGCAUUUUCAACUUCAGAUUUUUCAGUAUUACCUUUUAUUACUGAUAUAAAUUUUGAUAAUAUUUCCACACCAAUUGAAAAUGCUUCAGGUUUGAUCAAUGUAGUAAUUACAAAUUCACCUGUUCCAAUUGUACCAUCAGAAUCUUGGUUUUCAAAUUCAUCAUUAUCAUUAAAGUUAGAAAAUACCAAUAGUAGUGGUAAAUUACCAGAUUUUAAAUCAUAUGAAGAUGUUUCGAUAUCAAUAUAUGGAACACAGAAUAUAAAAACGGAAUUAUAUGAUUCAUUUUGUAGAUUCAAUUUGGAUAUACCAUCAACCACUCUUGUUGGUAAUAUUGCAGAUUGUUUUUAUUGUUAUUGGUCUGAAAUGAAAUCAAAACUUCCAUCAAACACACCAAAUCCUCCAAAUGAUUUUAAAUGCAAUAUUUCAUUGGAUAGUUAUAAAUAUGUCAUUCCUCAAAUAGGAACAAACUUGGGAUGGGGAUUAAAUAAAUCACCUUUAAGUUUAACGAAUGCUAUUUAUAAUAAUCAGUUUUCAUAUCCAGUCAACACAGAAUAUGGAAGCUCAAAUUUAACAUUUUCAACAAUUCAAAACUAUACUUUACAAAUAUAUUGGGGAUUAGAAUUAAGUGUGUAUUUAAUUCAAUCAGAGAAUAUUGGUGGUAACAAUGUUUUAAUUAAAGCAUUUGGAAAAUUUAACUUGAAAGCACCACUUGCGAUCAAAGCCACCAGUUUUGGAAAUUCAAAUUGUCAAAUCACAUAUAACACGACAACUCAAUUGAAUUGUAUAAUUCCGAAUCAAAAUAGUACAAAUCCAAUUUUAAUUAAUCUUGAUGAUACUGUUACAACUAUUAAUUAUUAUAGUUCUUCAACUUUACUCAUAAGCGGUGUCCAUUUCAAGAUAAAUAAUCAAGAUGUCGAAAUUAGUGCAAACUUUGGACCAAAUCCAUACAAUGUAUCUGCCAUUAUAUCCAGCUUUCCUUGCCAACAAACAUUCUUAAAUGAUUCAAUAUUAUCAUGUAAAUUACCAGUAGGUUUGGUGGAAAAUGUUAAUUAUAGUUUGUUGGUUUAUGCCAAUGGAUAUAAUCAAACGAUACUUGUUUUCAUUAAACCAAAAGAAGAUUGUGGAUCACAAUCAAACUGCAAUGGUCAUGGAAGUUGUUUCGAUGGAAAAUGUAGAUGUAAUGAUGGCUAUGGUGGAUAUUAUUGUGAAUCACAACUAAGUCCAGGUGUAAUCAUUCUCCCAAACAACACGAUUCCUUCACCAACUGUCAUCGUUAAAGAUGGAAUGAAUUUCACAUUCAACAUCAUUGCAAUUCAAGAGAUAGAUGAGUUAAGUUCAGUGGUAAGAGAAUUGAAAACAAAUAAAUGGACUCAUUCAACAACUGGAAAUGAAACAUUCAGCAUCACAACAUACAGUUUACAAUCAACAACACCAGAAGUCGAUCAAAUCAAUGCAACAAUCGAAUAUUCAAAGAACAGUAGAUUGAUUAACUUUGCAGGACAAUCAACAUUAUAUCCAGAGAAUAGUUUGAAAUUGAUGGUCACAAUCAAUAAUUGGUCAUAUAAAGAUCGAUUAAAUCGAUUGAGACUAUUAAUGGAAUCGAUAUCUUCAAUCAAUGAUAAUGAUGACGGUUGUUCAGAAUUGGAUAUUUCAGUUAACAAUGGGACAGAAGUGAAUUUCUUGCAAAUGACAAUCAACGAUGUAUCGUUUUAUGGUCGAUUCCUUCCAUAUGCACUGUCAGACGACAAACCAGUUUUCAUUCAAAAUCAAGUUGUUAAUCAAACGAAAGAUAGUAUUUUGAUUGGAAUGACACUAUCUUACUGUGAUAGUUGUGUGAUAGAUCCUGAUUUUUCAGUUCUUAUCAACACUGAUGUUAAAAGUGAUUGUAAAGAAAAAUUCUCCACUUGGAAGAUCGUAACCAUUGUUGUUGUGCUUUCUGUUGCUUUACUGGCUGCAGGUCUCGGAGUAUUCUUUGUAUUGAAAAAGAAAUAUAAAUAUAGAAAAGAACAGAAAUGUAUAGGCAACAAAUUAAAUAAAAUAUCAUAA